Messenger RNA from Capsella rubella, 263 nucleotides. RefSeq names its product defensin-like protein 278. The record is from RefSeq and is a predicted model, not a curated record. The coding region runs from base 48 to 263 and encodes 71 amino acids. Lineage: Eukaryota; Viridiplantae; Streptophyta; Magnoliopsida; Brassicales; Brassicaceae. The transcript has 2 exons.
GUCUUUUCCAAACACACAGCCGUUUAAGUCUUUUAGCAACAAGAAACAUGAAAAGCUCCUUCACCUUCACCACCUUCUUCUUUGUUCUUCUCCUUACCUCUUGUGUGGUGAUGAGUGCAAGGAUGCAAGAGAGCACAAACGAUAUAUUGAAGCCAAUAACAUGCAACACCAAUGCAGACUGUGCUAAGUUUUGCAAAGGUCCUAUCCACAACUGCGUCUACCAUACUUGUCAAUGCGUACCCGGAAAUCCUAACUGUUGCUAG